ACCCUAUUUAUGGUUGUGUUAUCAAUGUAAGUUGAACAUAUUUUAUGUAGCAAUAAGUUUUGUGUCACGUUAACCCAUGUUUUCCCUUGUGUUUUUAUUUUUAACUUUAUUUAUCAACAAAUCUCUGUCAUCGGAAUACGCUCAAAGUGCCAAAUUAGUUGCUGCCAAAGAGAUUGCAGAGGUUGUAAAAAAUGCUUUUAUUUCCAUGUUUAUGCGUUGCGUGAGUACACCUAUGAACAAUCAAUUUUCGAUUGACAACUUGCAAAGUUUUGUAAACUACGAAUCGAAAACCACAGUUGGUUUCGCUCCAAAAUUCACGGGCAAUCGACGAUUUUUCGCAAACAUGAUCGGGACUCCGCAGUUCAAAAAUAUGUUGGAGGAAGAUGAAGAGCAACUGAGGAAAAGCAUGGUGCAGAAAAUGAAGUAUUGCGAUGAAGUGGUCAUGGAUGAAGAGUUAUUGAAAGACUUUUAUGAUAAGGAAGUCGAGUAGUUCAGACUUGAAUGAAAUGACUUACUUGAAUGUAAAAUAAUGAAUUACUUAUUGUUAGAAAUAAAUUGAGUUUCAAUUCAAUUUUA
This is a messenger RNA of Plodia interpunctella (Indianmeal moth), 576 nucleotides long. RefSeq lists its product as uncharacterized. The coding region runs from base 77 to 490 and encodes 137 amino acids. NCBI's taxonomy places the organism in Eukaryota, Metazoa, Arthropoda, Insecta, Lepidoptera, Pyralidae. The transcript is spliced from 3 exons. The record is from RefSeq and is a predicted model, not a curated record.